AUGUAUGUGACCCCGAAUUCUGUACAGCAUGCGGCUGUUGGAUUUGCGCUUGCUGUGCUUUCCCUAUUCGUGCUUGCAUUCGCCGUAAUCGCCGUUGUCCUCGUGACGAUCAGCAAUAGUUGUUUCUGGAGCGCUGGCAACGAUACCGAUGGGGAAUAUUUUAAUGAAGACGAGUCACCACUACAUGACGGUGAAGAACCGGUGGAUAUUGUUCUCGGCGUCACUCCAGAUGAUGCGUCCAUCGUA
Molecule: messenger RNA, 246 nt
Organism: Mesorhabditis spiculigera
Lineage: Eukaryota; Metazoa; Nematoda; Chromadorea; Rhabditida; Rhabditidae
Source: the annotation of a GenBank genome assembly